Molecule: messenger RNA, 1569 nt
Organism: Halteromyces radiatus
Lineage: Eukaryota; Fungi; Mucoromycota; Mucoromycetes; Mucorales; Cunninghamellaceae
Product: tubulin alpha-3 chain
Exons: 5
Coding region: 119-1468 (449 amino acids)
Biological process (GO): mitotic cell cycle; nuclear division; nuclear migration by microtubule mediated pushing forces
Cellular component (GO): spindle; cytoplasm; nucleus
Molecular function (GO): structural constituent of cytoskeleton; GTP binding
Source: RefSeq, a predicted model, not a curated record
UUCAUCAUCUUUCACAUCCAUCGUUUAUUCUACCCUAACUUUUGAAUAGAACGACUCAUUUAACCCCCUCUUCUUAUUUAGCAAAUACAUACCUUUUACUUUUUAUUCCUUUAUUACAAUGAGAGAAGUCAUUUCUAUUCACGUUGGUCAAGCUGGUGUCCAAAUUGGUAACGCCUGUUGGGAACUCUACUGUUUGGAACACGGUAUUCAACCUGAUGGUCAUAUUCCUGAAGCUCAAAGUGCCGAUGACAACUCUUUUGAUACCUUCUUCAGUGAAACUAGCUCUGGAAAGCAUGUUCCUCGUACCGUCAUGGUUGAUUUGGAACCUACCGUUGUUGAUGAAGUUCGUACUGGUGGUUAUAGACAACUUUUCCAUCCUGAACAACUUAUCACUGGUAAGGAAGAUGCUGCUAACAACUAUGCUCGUGGUCAUUACACUGUGGGUAAGGAAUUGGUUGACUCUGUUUUGGACCGCGUUCGCAAACUUGCCGACAACUGUACUGGUCUUCAAGGUUUCCUCGUUUUCCACUCCUUCGGUGGUGGUACUGGUUCUGGUUUUGGUGCUUUGCUUUUGGAACGUCUUUCUGUUGACUAUGGCAAGAAGUCCAAGCUUGAAUUCUCUGUCUACCCUGCUCCUCAAGUUUCCACUGCUGUUGUUGAACCUUACAACUCUAUCUUGACCACUCAUACUACUUUGGAACACUCUGAUGUCUCUUUCAUGGUUGACAAUGAAGCUAUCUAUGAUAUUUGUCGUCGUAACUUGGAUAUUGAACGUCCCACUUACUCCAAUCUCAACCGAUUGAUUGCUCAAGUCGUGUCCUCUAUCACUGCUUCUCUUCGUUUCGAUGGUUCCCUCAAUGUUGAUCUUAACGAAUUCCAAACCAACUUGGUCCCUUACCCCCGUAUCCAUUUCCCCUUGGUCACUUAUGCCCCUAUCAUCUCUGCUGCCAAGGCUUAUCAUGAACAACUCUCUGUUCAAGAAAUCACUUCUGCUUGUUUCGAACCAAACAACCAAAUGGUUAAGUGUGAUCCUCGUCACGGCAAGUACAUGUCCUGCUGUUUGUUGUAUCGUGGUGAUGUUGUCCCUAAGGAUACCAAUGUUGCUAUCUCUACCAUCAAGACCAAGCGUACCAUCCAAUUCGUUGACUGGUGUCCUACUGGUUUCAAGGUUGGUAUCAACUGCAAGGCCCCUACCUCUGUCAAUGGUGGUGAUCUUGCCAAGGUCAACCGAGCUCUCUGUAUGUUGUCCAACACCACUGCCAUCGCUGAUGCCUGGAGCCGUCUUGACCACAAGUUCGAUCUUAUGUAUGCCAAGCGUGCCUUUGUCCACUGGUAUGUCGGUGAAGGUAUGGAAGAAGGUGAAUUCUCUGAAGCCCGUGAAGAUUUGGCUGCCCUUGAAAAGGAUUACGAAGAAGUUGGAUCUGACUCUUUGGGUGAUUCUGAAAUCGAAAACGACGAAGACUAUUAGCUUAGCUCCUUAUGAUUUAUUAUAUUUCUCUCUCUGUCGAUAUAUGUCCCUUCUUUUGUCGAUAUUGAUGAUUCAAUAAAAAAUAUAUUUUUUUGUUAUAA